AUGGGCAACUUGUGCGCCGUUCUUUUCCUUUUCUCAGCGCCAACGGCGGCGCACGAGGAUAACAUGAUUGCCAAGAACGACGAGGACGAUCAAGAAUACGACCCAGCUACGCUGAUGCCGGCAACCCCGCCUGUAGAUAGGCGCGCGGCCGCAUCAUCUGUGCGGUGGAGGCACGGUAGUGUUGGACGGGGUGGGAAUGGGGCUCAUCAAAUUCUUGGUCGGCAGCGGAAGGCGAUCGCCCCACCCGUCGCAUUUCGACUUAGCUACCUGCCGUUAGAAGCGAUGCCGAAGUCGGCAUGGGCGGCAUCCGCCGCGGGCCAGUAUGUGUCGUUGGCUUGGCUGUCGAUGGUGGUCCAGGGGCUAUAG
This is a messenger RNA of Pseudomassariella vexata, 366 nucleotides long. RefSeq lists its product as uncharacterized. The record is from RefSeq and is a predicted model, not a curated record. NCBI's taxonomy places the organism in Eukaryota, Fungi, Ascomycota, Sordariomycetes, Amphisphaeriales, Pseudomassariaceae. Bases 1 to 366 code for a protein of 121 amino acids. The transcript is spliced from 2 exons.